AUUGAUUAAAUAUUAAAAUAAUGACCACAGUUAAUGCUCCAAAAAUAAGUGAAUAUAAAGAGGCAACUCGUAUUGAAAGAGUGGGUGCUCAAUCUCAUAUCAGAGGUCUAGGUUUAGAUGGUGAUCUUGAGCCAAGAAAUAUAUCCCAAGGAAUGGUUGGAUAGAAAAAAGCCAGAAAAGCUGCAGGUAUCAUCCUUAACACCAUUCGUGCUGGUAAAAUAGCAGGAAGAAGUAUUUUGAUUGCAGGGUAACCAGGUACAGGUAAGACAGCAAUUGCUAUGGGUGUUGCAAAAGCAUUAGGAAAUGAUAUUCCCUUUACAGCAAUGGCAGGAUCAGAAAUUUUCAGUCUUUAGAUGUCAAAGACUGAAUCUCUAACUUAAGCAUUUAGAAGAUCAAUUGGUGUGAGAAUUAAAGAAGAAACAGAAAUUGUGGAGGGAGAAGUUGUAGAAAUUGAAAUUGAUAAAUCGGCAACAUCAGGAGCUAAAACAGGAAAGAUCACUCUUAAAACUACAGAAAUGGAAACAGUUUAUGAUUUAGGAGCAAAGAUGAUAGAAUCAAUUACAAAAGAAAAGAUCUCAUCUGGAGAUGUUAUAACUAUUGAUAAAGUUUCUGGAAGAAUUAGUAAAUUAGGAAGAUCAUUCUCAAAGGCUUCUGAAUUUGAUGCUCUUGGACCAUAAACAAGACAUGUUUAAUGUCCAGAAGGAGAAAUUGAGAAAAGAAAGGAAGUAGUUCAUACAGUAACUUUGCAUGAAAUAGAUGUCAUAAAUUCGAGACAAAAAGGAUUCUUAGACUUAUUCUCAGGUGACACUGGAGAAAUAGAUUCAGAAAUAAGAGAUUAAAUAGAUUCGAAAGUUGCUGAAUGGAAGGAAGAAGGAAAGGCUGACAUUGUACCAGGAGUCUUGUUUAUUGAUGAAGUCCAUAUGUUAGAUAUUGAGUGUUUUUCAUUUCUUAACAGAGCCUUAGAAUCCGAUAAAGCACCCAUUGUCAUCUUGGCAACAAACAGAGGAAUUACAAAUAUUCGUGGAACUACUUAUAAAGGACCACAUGGUUUACCUAUCGAUUUGUUGGAUAGAUGCUUAAUUAUCUAGACUGAGCCAUACAAUGAAGCAGAAAUAAGGAGUAUUCUUGAAAUAAGAUGUGAAGAAGAAGAUGUUGAAAUGACUGAAGAGGCAAAAGAAGUAUUAACUAAAAUUGGAGUGGAUACAACUUUAAGAUAUGCUAUUUAAUUAAUUACAACUGCUAAUUUAGUUGCAUAGAAGAGAAAAUCAAAUGAAGUAGAUGUAGAAGAUGUUAGAAGGGUUUAUUCCAUGUUCAUUGAUCAUGUUAGAUCCACACAAUAUUUAAGAGAUCAUUAAGCAGAGUACAUGUUUGAUGAAUACUAAAAGUAACCUUAAAAGAUGUAAGUUGAAUGAUAUAUAAUGUUCACAUAAGUAUUUACAGAUAAUUAACUCGAAUUUA
Molecule: messenger RNA, 1458 nt
Organism: Paramecium tetraurelia
Lineage: Eukaryota; Ciliophora; Oligohymenophorea; Peniculida; Parameciidae
Exons: 5
Biological process (GO): regulation of transcription by RNA polymerase II; chromatin remodeling; box C/D snoRNP assembly
Cellular component (GO): Ino80 complex; R2TP complex; Swr1 complex
Molecular function (GO): ATP hydrolysis activity; ATP binding; DNA helicase activity
Source: RefSeq, a predicted model, not a curated record